GUAAUGUUUGGAUUUUUAUACACAUUAGAUUAUUAUCUCGUUUUCAUGUAACUUGAAAAUGAAAUACUUUCCCAAAGUCUGCCAACUCGCUACCCGCACUGCGGCAUUGUUUUCGGGCAAUUGUUUUGCAACAGAUGCCAUUAUCAGCAUCACAGCAGACUACUUCCGUUUACUCCGGGGACACACUCAAAUGGGUGUGUCCACCAGUUCGCUGAAAGUAGAAGGAUCUGCCAAGUUUCAAGUUCAAGGCAGGCGAAGCCACAAAGGGAUCAACAUUUGCUGAGCGAAAAACCAUAAAUUGUUCACUUUUCAGAACCUUAUGAAGAAAUAAUUGAUAUCAAAUGAGAUCAAGAAUCAACUAAGAACGAAUGUCUGAUGAACCCGUAGAAAGUUUGGACUGGAAGAGAUCCACAGACUCUGCAGACAGAAUUUCUGGCCUAGAGACAACAGCCAUUGACGUCGACAUUGAAGCUGAAGCAGAGAGCAAAGAGAAAGAGGAAUCACCUGAAGAAGCUGCUCGCACUUCACUUAGGGGCGAUACCUUCGAAGUAGACGGAAGGCGACCUUCCACAUCAGCUAUGGGCUUAGAUAAUGGUUCACAUGGCUUUCUACUUUGCUGCGGCCUUGUCGUGAUUAGCAUUGCAGCUCUUCUCACCGUUAUCCUUGUUCCCCUUAGCUUUUCCGAUUUGGAAUACUACGAGAUGGGGUUUGUGAAAAAGAAAUCAACAGGAACAGUAGACAGGAGCAAAGUUUACACGGGUGGACGCCACUUUAUUGGAGUUGAUGGAACUUUCAAGAAAUUUCCAGCAGAUGCCCAUCUUGAGUCAUUUAGCAAAGUUGAGUUUUUCAACAUGGAAAAACUGCAAGUGACCAUGACAUUUUCUUUGCAAUAUUUCCUAAUGCCUGAAGAACUGAAAAGCCUGCAUGAUGCUUAUAACUUAGGCUACAGACCAGUCAUCCGUAACACAGUAGCAUCUGCAAUUAAAGAUGAAGCUUCAAAGUUUUCUGUUAAUGAAUACCGCAAAGAACGACAAAAAGUUUCUGAUGCACUUUUCAAAGCUGCAAAGAUUGCUAUUGGAGGAUCAUGCUGCUACAGCAACUGUCAAAAGUAUAUAUGCCUGCCAGAUUGUUUGCAAAGCAACUGUACAAAAGGUCUGUAUUCAUAUCUAAAGUAUUUUCAGAUGGAGGAAGUAGAUAUAACAGAUGAUCAGCAGAAAAAGUUCCUUCAAACUGUUAUCGAACGGGAAAAGAGAGAUACAGAAGACUUCAAGCAACAGGAAAAGAUUGAAAGAAAAAAAACUGACCAAAAGAAAGUAAAAAUUGAAAAUGAUGCUUUGGAAGUAAAACAAAAUGCUGCCGCAAAGUCUUCGUUAAUCAAAGCUCAAGCUGAUGCUAGUGCCAAAGCUCUGGUUGAGAAUGCUAGAAACUCUGGCUUGCAGCAAAUUUUCGAGGCUGUUAAUAUCACAGCAGAAACACACAAGAAAUCCCUGGAUUACAUUCGCACUAUGCUGAAUCACAAAUCUGCAAAUGUGUAUGUUGGUUUUACAACCAUGGUGGCAAAAGAAGGUACUUAAACUGGUUUAGAUGUCUUUGCAGUUGAGGGGUUGUUUUGUUAAGUUCAUGCUGAAGAGCUAAAGAAUAGAAAAGACUCGAAGCUAAAAUAAAAAAUUUUGAAAAUAAUGUAAUAUACUAAUCAAGAACUUUUGAAUGCUGCCUUUUCCAACUCAGAAUCUUCAAAUUGAAAAAAUUGUGAAUAGGAACUAUCCAUACUAAAUGGUGGUUCUCUUAAUUUCAUUAUAUUUCGGUAUGGAUUACAUUAUCAAAUUUUCUAUGCUGCCUUA
This is a messenger RNA of Rhopilema esculentum, 1841 nucleotides long. RefSeq lists its product as uncharacterized. Lineage: Eukaryota; Metazoa; Cnidaria; Scyphozoa; Rhizostomeae; Rhizostomatidae. The record is from RefSeq and is a predicted model, not a curated record.